CACUGUGCGCAUGUACAGGAGACUUUACGGUAUUGCGCUCCAUCUCUCUCUCUCUCUCUCUCUCUCUCUCUCUGCGCACCACCGUGCUCGUGUGGCGGCAGCUCGCGGCUGCAGGAUCCGACAAACACUUGAGUGACGCGCGUGGAAGACGGUCGAACAAUUCAAGACAAAAAACAAUACAACAGCCGAUUUAUCUGAGGCGAGCGAUGACCGCAGUGGACUCAUCCGGGGAUCAUUUCGCUUCGCCGCCGACCGAGCUUCCACUCCCGCGGUGCUUCAGUGGGAACAGACAGACAAUCUGACCCCCCCCCCCUCAUUUCGCAACCUAUUCCGCAUGCAUGAAGUCUGGGAUUGAUUUCUCCUCCAUGUUCAUUGGAGACCAGCGACCUUGCAAUGUGUAGCCUAGUGUAGACUAGUUGUUAUCUGAAGGAGGGGUUGCUGGGGUUGCUGUGUUUAAAAGCAGUGUCAGUUUUUCUCUGCAACAUGUUUUGAGCGCAAAGGCUGAAGAGCGGCUGCUGUUGUCGUGGAGGAGGAGGUGUAGGAGGAGGUGGAGGAGGUGUGUGUGUGUGGGGUUCUUCACUGCGCAUACAAGCGGCGGACCGUCUCUGCGCUACCGCCGCGUUUGGCUCCAUUACGCACAGAGGAGGUCUUUUUUUGGGGGGGGGUUGUUCUGGUUAAUCUGGAAAUACACGGUGGUUAAAAAAUGACGAUGUCCGUCCCGGAGAGGAAAUCAGGAUCGGAGGGGAAGGAGGAGGAGAGCGAGGAUGAGAGCGAGAUCUUGGAGGAGAGCCCGUGCGGCCGCUGGCAGAAACGGAAAGAGCAGGUGAGCCAAGGUAAUGUCCCAGGUGUGGAGAGUGCCUCUCUGGCCAUGGACACAGAGGAGGGCGUGGAGGUGGUGUGGAACGAGGUGCUCUUCUCUGACAAGAAGGUCUUCAAAGCACAGGAGGAGACAAUCAAGGAGAUGUUUGAGAACCUGAUGCAGGUCGAACACCCCAACAUUGUCAAGUUCCACAAGUACUGGCUGGACAUGAAGGAGAGCCAGGCGAGGGUUAUAUUCAUCACAGAAUACAUGUCGUCGGGCAGUCUCAAGCAGUUUCUGAAGAAAACUAAGAAGAACCACAAGACUAUGAAUGUGAAGGCCUGGAAGAGAUGGUGCACCCAGAUUCUCUCUGCCCUCAGUUAUCUGCACUCUUGUGAGCCUCCAAUAAUCCACGCCAACCUGACGUGCGACACCAUCUUCAUUCAGCACAACGGCCUCAUCAAGAUCGGCUCAGUGUGGCAUCGGCUAUUUGUUAAUGUGUUUCCAGAUGCCAGCGUCCACAGUAAAGCGCGGCAGCAUCGUGACGAGCAGAGGAAUCUUCAUUUCUUUGCUCCGGAAUAUGGAUCCGGCGACGAUGAUUAUGCCAUAGACAUUUUCUCCUUCGGCAUCUGUGCUCUAGAGAUGGCAGUACUGGAGAUCCAGGCCAACGGAGAUACUGCUGUGUCCAAGGAAGCCAUCGUCAACGCAGGUCAAUCUCUGGAAGACCCUCUCAUGAGAGAGUUCACCCAGUCCUGUUUGCGUCACGAAGCCAAGCUCCGUCCCACGGCUCACGACCUUCUGUUCCACCGAGUCUUGUUCGAGGUCCACUCCCUCAAACUGCUCGCCGCCCACUGCCUCAUCAACAACCAGUAUUUGCUCCCAGAAAAUUGUGUGGAGGAGAAAACCAAGUCCUUUGACCCCAACGCUGUCAUGGCAGAGAUUAAACAUGAUGACAGACAGGGAGUUCAGCUCAAAUACUCUCAUGUGUCCCCUCUGGAGCUUGACAAGUUUCUGGAGGAUGUCAAGAAUGGGAUCUACCCCUUGAUGAACUUCGCGUCGUCCCGGCCUCACCCCGUCCCUCGAGCCCUGUCCUUGUCUCAGGAGCAGGUUGAGACGGUCAAGACGCCGACUCCCGAACCCCAGGAGACAGAGUCAAGAAAGGUUGUUCAGAUGCACUGUAAUUUGGAGACAAAUGAAGAAGGGACCAAAACUCAUGUGAGUCACAUAGUAUUACAGCUCUCUUUGUUUCUGAAGAUGGAUGACAAACUUCAUAGGCAGCUUAGCUGUGACAUCCUUCCAACUGACACCUCCAAAGACCUUGCCAGUGAACUUGUUCACUACGCCUUCAUUAAUGAGGAGGACAGUGAGAAGGUGGCAGGGUUCCUAGAGGACGCCAUGUGCCGACACCGGGUCCGAGCGCUGCCCUCUGGGAGCACACAGUGAGGAGGGGUCCCGACAGCGGCUGGCCCCGGACAGAAGGGGCCCGGGCGUUGACCACACGGAUCGAGAAAGGGAGGGGGCAAGCGGACAGGAUCACACAGCCGAAAAAGAGACAAAUACAGAAGGAUGCUGGGCGUUGACAGUCCGGACAUCAUCCCAGUGAGAAAGGGGAACGCCAGGAACCAAAGGCACCUCUGGUUGGUGGGCUGGAGGCACCAUGACUGUGUUCAGCAAUCCCACGAAGCAAUGGAAGAUCGACAAAAACUCCCUGCCUGAAAGGGCUUAUCACGCCUUAAGAUAUCUUGACAGCUUUUCCAUAAUGCCGCUACUCAGAACGGAUAUGUUUUACUUAGAAAUGCAGCAGCUGUGUUUUCAGAAGGACGUUUUAUUGCUCAUGAGCCUCGUUUGCACUCCAAUGUCCACUUUGAUUGGUGACGAUUUUCUUUGAAUUGUAAACAAAGUAAUUUACUACAGCCUCUCUCCCGUACAAGCCAGAACCCCUGCGUUUAUGACAGUUUUAGGAAUUUAUUAUUCCGUCCAACAUGCACUGUUAAUACUCAUUCAGUUGACUUAUUUAUUUAUGUUUAACUGUGAACAAUAGAAGCUUUCCACAAGCCAUUUAUUUUCUUUCUUUAUUUUGAUGAAGUUACAAAGUUAACACACGUAACUGCACUCUUGGGUUAAAGGCUUCUUCUCCCAGAGCUAAUCACACCAUGCCUAAAUGUAGUGACGAGCAAUGAGAUGAUGCCUCUCUUUUAGCCUGUAGUGCUCUUAAGGGUUUUCCCUGUGAAAGCGCUCUGAAAGCCAAAGACUUGCAAAGUGCCUGAAAUGGCAAUGUACUUUGGACAGCAUUUCCUAAUGAACAGGCACGAUACCCAACAUAGCAAUUUGGAAUUUAACAAAUUCAGGCUGACUUUUAGUUUUUAAAACCAGAUGCAUUGAUUCUUAUUGUCUCGUCUCCUAUCACGAGUCCGCACAAUCAGCCUGCGUGAAUGUGAAGAUUGUCACCCAGUAAUGGCAGCUCCACUGAGAGCUUCAGCCUUUGUAUACUGGACCUGUGGAUCAUUUGAUAAUGCUCUCUGCUGCAGUCGAUGUGAGUUUUUGAAAGAGCUGCAGCUCAUGUGCAAAAAUUGGAAUAGAUCACAGGAAGCAUGUGAAGUAAAAUCAUAGUCUUAUAUAAAUGGGAGGAGGGGUGAUGGGGAUGUGAUCUUAAAACGUGUUUAUACAAAUUGUUGAAGAAUAUUACUACUAUACUUACUUUUGCGGUAUUUUCCAAAACCAUCUGAGCAUAUUGUCGAAUGCUGAGCUUGUGUUUAGAGGUGUUUUAAAGGAAAAAUCCACCCAAAAGUCUUUAGGAAUGUAUGGUUUUAGCAUUUUUGUCUUUUACGUACUCAUGAACAGUGCUAACCUCUAGAGGUUUACAUGGGCCGCAGGUGAUAAAACACAAUCCAAGAUAAAAGAGAGUAACAGUUUUGCUUUGAACACUUUCAUUUCCCAGGAUCAGAUCUACUCUAGUUUUAUUUCACACAAUUUCAGUGUGAAUUUUGGAAUUGAUUGCACUGCAGUCCACACAAAAAUAGAAAACACUCCCUCUGCUCGGCCAGAUUCUCUUGUCAAGAAUCCAACCUUGGCACCGUAAAAGAAUGUUUGAUUGUUCUUUUUCAAAACUGGAGAGCAAAAAAACAAUGGGGAAUUGUCUGAUCGCAGCAGAGUACUUUUUUUUGGUUUUUUUUGUCAGACUCAUUUAGCUCUGCUUCAUUUGUUUCCCGGGUCUGUAAGGUUGAGGCUUCAUAUACACUGCUGUACAGUCAUUGCUUACAGUACUUACUUACUCUACUCUGUGUCCGGCCUUCUUAUCAGUGUGUCUCUGAAGACGGGAGUCAUGAAUUCUCCCAGACAUUCACCGACUAUGGGCUGUGGUGUACAUAUUUGUUUGUGGCUAUUAAAUGGGUUUACUUUCAGACACAUUUUCAAUACAAAGAAGUGCCACUAUUGCUCUCAUUUGAUCAAGUAAGCUGCAUGUCUUAAUAGCCUGCAACCAUUCAAAACUUAACAUUUUGCCUUUGUCAGUCACAGUUCAGUUUCAGAGGGGACCUGACCAAGAAAAUGAAUGUUUAGACUGUGCAAACAUGAAAAAUAAAACAUCCAUAUCAGUCUCAUUUUAUGUCAAAUGACUUCUUUUCCUGUGAAACUGUUGAAUGAAAUUUGCCUUUUGGAUGUGUUCUACUUAAACAUUUGUUAAAUAUUAAGGUUACUACAAUUAAAUACAUGACAAUAAAUGAUAUGUGACAUGUCUGAAUUUAUUAGUAUUUUUAUUUAUUUGUUGGACUGUGGUUUAAUGUUGAUCAAUCCACCUAUCUGAAACAUUUUCCAUUAUGUAUUGUUCCAGUAUAUAUUUUGAUGUUCACAUUAACAUAUUUUCGAAAAAUCAAUUAAAUUAAACUCAAGAAAGUAUUUUUAUCUAGUUGGCAAUAUACGUAUUAUAUAUUUUAAUUGUAUAAAAUGCAUAUCACUCCUACAUUUCCUCACGUCUACUCUUCUGGUCCUAUCACAGUUAUGUCAGAUCUAUGUUCACUGUUGUCAAAUUUAGGAAAUGGUACAAUAGAUCUUGAUGUUUUUUUUUAAGUUGGAUUAAAGUCUGAAUAACUUUAGAGGCAGGUGUGGAAAAGAGUAUCCAUCGUUGAAGAAUAAGAUGUAGUUUUGGACUAUUUGAGUUAAAUGUUAUCAGACAGAAGUCAAUUUUAUAUCAGAGUUUUAAAGUGUGCAACAGACAGGAAUUUUUAAAGCACACUAAACAAACAAAAAGUUGUUUGUUCAAACUUGGAGAUGAAAGCAAAUUGCAAAAAUAUAUGGUUUUGAUUGACUUUCAAAUGAACACGGUUUAUUCGGUCUGUUACAGGAAUAUAAUCUAACUAAAAAUAAUCACAAGACCAAGAGUUAUAUUUUAGAUUGGGUAACAUAUCCCAUAUAAUUCUUGCACUAUGUAGUGUAGCUGUAACCUUGGUUUAAAUAUUAUCAUUAAAAAAAUAAAAUUGUAGGAAAGAACAUAUCACUCCUACAUUUCCUCACUUCUACUCUUCUGGUCCUAUCACGGUUAUAAUGUCAGAUAUUGUAUAAUGUCAGAUAAAUGAAGAUAUUGCAUUGGAUUAUUGUUUUGCAAUUAUAUAUGUAUAAUGUAUUGUUCCUUAUCAAAUAAACAUGAAAUUACAUGAAA
Anarrhichthys ocellatus (wolf-eel) is the source of this 5453-nucleotide messenger RNA. RefSeq names its product nuclear receptor binding protein 2b (gene nrbp2b). The transcript is spliced from 18 exons. NCBI's taxonomy places the organism in Eukaryota, Metazoa, Chordata, Actinopteri, Perciformes, Anarhichadidae. Gene Ontology annotation, biological process: protein phosphorylation. The record is from RefSeq and is a predicted model, not a curated record. The coding region runs from base 704 to 2242 and encodes 512 amino acids. Gene Ontology annotation, molecular function: protein kinase activity; ATP binding.